Messenger RNA from Camellia sinensis, 1593 nucleotides. The record is from RefSeq and is a predicted model, not a curated record. NCBI's taxonomy places the organism in Eukaryota, Viridiplantae, Streptophyta, Magnoliopsida, Ericales, Theaceae.
AUGUAUAUUGCUUAUGAGAGGAGUGACCAAUAUAGAGCAACAAAGAAGUUAAAACAUGAUGGCAACAAUACAUCAAGAAUAACCGGUACGAAGAAGUGUGGUUGUCCUUUUGAUAUGAGGGCUCAUAGGUCUACCACAAAUGAUGAAUGGACAUUGACUGUAGUAUGCGGAUUGCAUAACCAUCCACCUGCGGAGCACCUUGGGGGACAUUCAUAUGCGAGGAGGCUGUCAAAGGAUGAGAAAGCAUUGUUAAUGGAAAUGUCAAAGAGCAUGGUUAGGCCAAAAGAUAUCCUAGUAACCUUGAAACAACGAGAUACCCUCAAUAAAGCUAGCUUUCAUGAAUGCUAUACAAAAGAUAUUCCCGAGUGGCAGACAUUUAUUGUGUCGUUGGCACAUCAAUCAUUACUUAAGGAAUUCAGUAGUUAUCCCGAUGCAGUGAACUACGUCAUGGAUACUUGGUUGGUUCCUUACAAGGAGAAAUUUGUGACGACAUGGACAGACACGGCUGAGAGUGCACAUGCAAAACUUAAAAGACAGUUGGGUUCUUGUCAAGUCUCAUUUGAGGCAUCAUUUGAAAAAAUACACAGUCUGCUUGAGUUGCAACACACUGAUAUCAAGGCUUUGUUUGAGAAAAGUCUAAUUGUUGUGCAACAUCAAUUCAAGCCUUCUCAGUUUAGGGAGCUACGGGGUAAUGCGUCUAUUUCUGCAUUAGAGUAUUUGCUUGUAGAGAGUAAUAGAGCCAAUUCUAUUGGUAUUGAUGUUGAAACUUGUGGAUGCGUCCUUUGCUACACUCAUGGUUUACCUUGUGCCCAUGAAAUUUCUAAUUACAUCAGACAAGAUCGUUCUAUACCACUUGCUACCAUACACUCACAGUGGAGGCAACUUCAUAUCUCUAUAUGCAACAAAGAAAAGGAAACGAAGGUGACUUGUCAUGCAGAAGUAGAGUUGUUUGUGAAAAAAUUCAAUGAAAUUGAUAGAACUAUACGAUUGGAGUUUUUGAAGAAAUUGAAAGAGAUUGUAUGUCCAGGAAGCACUUUUCUAGUUGAGCCGGAGGUGAAGCCCAAAACAUGUUCUUGGGGUCGUAAGAAGAUCAAUGUUUCUACCCGUCGUGACCCGUGUGCAUUUGAGUUAGUGUUGAAACCAUACAUUAAGUUUGCCAAGGAUGUAGCUAUAGAUGGGAAUUGUGAUUUCUGGGCUAUAGUUGCUUCAAUUGGUCAUACAGAAGAUGAUUGGGCUCAGGUUAGGCGUGAUCUUUUGGGUAAGCUGCACACACACAAAGAGGAAUACAUUACACUCUAUGGGUCCUACGCAAGCAAUCUCUCACCUUUUUACCUCUUAGAACAGUGUCAGUACCUCAACUUGAUAGACAUGAGAUUGUCAUUGGGUUUGUCAAUAGAAAUCAUUUUGUCUAGGUAUAAGAGAAACUUAUCAUUUUGUGCAUAUACAGAAAGUUAUGAGCCAGGCUAUCCAGUUUCUUCUAUAGCCACUAAUUGGCGAAAAUACCGUCACCCUUGCGCUGUCGACUGGGAUGAUGCAUAUAUGCGCUGUAUUCAGCAUUUCAAGGACAUCAUUCAUGAUACUGUAGCUACUUGA